Molecule: messenger RNA, 2789 nt
Organism: Tachyglossus aculeatus (Australian echidna)
Lineage: Eukaryota; Metazoa; Chordata; Mammalia; Monotremata; Tachyglossidae
Gene: FYB2
Product: FYN binding protein 2
Exons: 18
Coding region: 1-2001 (666 amino acids)
Biological process (GO): T cell receptor signaling pathway; integrin-mediated signaling pathway; protein localization to plasma membrane
Cellular component (GO): plasma membrane
Molecular function (GO): protein binding
Source: RefSeq, a predicted model, not a curated record
AUGGCGGCCAGCAGGACGGCUGCCCCGGGGGGCGACCAGCUGUCUGGAACGGCCUGGGAGGCGGCCGGGAACAGGGACCCCACCCCCCACCCCGGGGGCAGCGAGGCCAUGGACGGGGGAAACCGCAGCUCCCGCCCUUCUGCCCCCCAAAGGACGGGCCUGAAGCCCAGAAUCGUCCUCAAACCUACCUAUGGUCACACAGCACUCUGCUUGCAGAGGCGGGACUCGAACUCAGGUCUUGUAGGUGUCGCUACCUUCCGCUUCAUGUCUCCGGGAGAUCUAGAGACCCCUCCUGCCCCCUCUUCCCGCCCAGAUAACAACCCCAUCCCCUGCCCUGUCGUGUUUCAGGAAGAGGUCAGGGCCCUACACUUCCUGGCCCUCCGAGCCCGGUUCCAGAGCAAGGCCACGGCAGGACCCCCUAGAGAGACCACCGGACACAGCCCCCCGGAUCCCAGCCCUGCCCGGAUGCCCAGAGAAUUGGGGGACCCACCCAGGAUGUGGGCCCAGUCCCAGGACAACAUGGACCUGAGCCCCAGGGACGCGACCACAGUGGUCGGGAGCGGCCCCGAACGACGCACUUUCAGCGAGACGCUGCGCAUCUGGGAGGAGGCUGCGGUAGCGGCAGAGACCACCCACCCACCCCCGCUCCUGCCCAGGCUGGCCAGGGGGGGCAUCUCCCCGUGGAGACUGAGGGGGUCUGGGCCCGGGACCACCCCUACCAUCAAACCAGCGGGGCUCACGUCAGUGGGGGCCAAGACCCGCAGGAUUCCCCAGCCAGAGAGACCCCACAAGCCAAGAGAGUUGUCCAGCAGGUCUCAGGGCCGUGCAGCGGAUGGAAGCCUCCGGCCACCCAGAUGGCGGCCCCUCCCUGCCCUGGAGUCCCUGGGCCCACCGCCCCCCAAGCCCCUCCGCCCUCUGGAAGUGACACUGCACAGAUUCCAGCACUCGGCCCGGACCCCGCCUUCAGCCCCCCGGACACGAUCUCUCGGUCUGAGGCGGAGCCCCGGUUGUCUGCCCAACACCUUGGCUGCUUCUGUGACUGCCCCCAACCCCAUCCCUGCUGCGGAAGACCGGAGCCCCAUAGAUUCCACGUAUGAGAAUCCCGAGCAACUUGACCACCAGGACAGGACAGCUUCGAACCCGCGUCUGGCGGGGGCUGCCCCGGACCCAAGGGUGAGCGGGGGCUUUGUGAGCCCCAUCAAUGGUCACAGACAAAGUCCAGCCUCCAGCACCGGGGACGAUGACAUGUAUGAUGAUGUUGAGUGCCUGACGUGGGAGAGGCUGCAGUUGACUCUAUUCCUCUCACUCUCUUCCAGAGGCGUUGCAGGAGCCGGCGACGAAAGGGAUGAGGGCGUCGGGGAAGAAGAGAGUUGUCCGCAGAUCACAGACCAGGAUGGUGGCGAGACCCCAAGGGGGUUGGGGAGGUUUUUCAGGAAAGAUAAGGAGAAAUCCAAGACGAAGAAUGUCAAGUCCAGGAUGACCCUGAGCAUGUUUUCCGCCUCCUUGCCCAAUCUAAACUUUAGGUCUCAGGAGGCCGCAGCCUAUGAUGACGUGGAUAAAGGUGGUCCCCGAGACUUGAGGGAACAAGAGGAGAAAUUGAAAACGAAGAAGUGGAAAUUCCAGGGAGCCAGAGAGACUGAGAGGCAGAGGCCAAGAGGGCCAGAAAGAAACCUCUUCGGAAUGAAAAAGCAGGACCCGGAAAAGAACAGGGUGGCAACCAAAGAAGAAAAGAUUUUUCGGGAGCGAUUUGAGUACGACAAGGAGAUUUCGGUCAUCAACACGGCCGUCGCCUGCGCCCACAGCUGCCCACCGGACGCCCUGCACCUAAAGGUGGAGCCGGGCGAGUGGCUGGACAUCAUCGAUGUCACCGAGAGCGACAGCGUCAUCUGCCGGAACGCGGCUGGAAAAUAUGGUUAUGUGCUCAUUAUGCAUCUGGAUUUUAAGGCUCCAUGCCUGGCUCCAAGCUCACCCCCGACCAUCACGACCGCCAGCUGUUCCUGACUCUGGGGCGAGAGCCUGCCGGGACCCUGGUGCCGGACGCAGGAUCCCGUGAGCCGGGUCUGUGAUGGAGGUUGCAACCUGCCUGCUGUUUGGGUCAUUUUGGGGGUUACUGAAUCUGAGUGAACUGGUGAAAAGGACCAUAUUUAUCAACGCUGACUCUGGGCGCCAGACCGGACCCCAUUCCCAUCCUCCGCGGGCUCCCAGGCUCCGAGGGAGGGGAGCAGGAGUUUAUCCACCCUGAACAGAGGACACUGAGGCCCAGAGAGGGUGAGUGACUUUGCCGAGGUCACCCAGCCGCUGGUUACAGCUGGGUGCAGUACUCGGGUCUCCAGAUGCCUAUGCUCUGUCCAGGAGGUCUUGCCGCCUCUAGUCGUGGUCUCUGACCAAGAGAUAGGCCCUGUAGAUGGUGGGGUGGGUGGGCUGGUGGGGGGAUUCAGGACACGCUCCUUCCGUUCCCGGUCAUCGCCAGUCCACUGCUUGGUGUUGGUUUUGUGUGGUGGGCCCAAAAGGGCCUAUCCACCCCUCUGGACCCCUGGAGCCAGGACCCACCGGCCCCUUCCUGUCCUCCCAUGGCCCCCCCUUUCCUCCUGGCCAGCAGGGAUGGGCCUCACUUGGAAACCUCCGACUGGUCCCUGGCAUUGCCAGGGACAGGAGCAGGGGCCUCACGGGUCAUCCAGGGCCCGACCACCCCAGCCCAGGGCGGCCAAGCACGCAGAGGCGAGCGUGUGCAGCUGAGUACAGCACGUGCCCAAACAAGGAUGUACAGGAAUAAAGAGUUGAAACCAGCA